Molecule: messenger RNA, 4330 nt
Organism: Pomacea canaliculata
Lineage: Eukaryota; Metazoa; Mollusca; Gastropoda; Architaenioglossa; Ampullariidae
Exons: 7
Coding region: 132-1151 (339 amino acids)
Source: RefSeq, a predicted model, not a curated record
CAGGUUGCCAGGAGCAAAAUCAGCAAAGGGAGAAAACAGCACUUGAUUAUUUCUUGUGAAUGAAAACAAAAUGCGACGGAACCACCUGUGAGCUACUAAUUCGGCUUUAGAAAGCAAAAGCAGACGCAACAAUGGACAUAUCGGCCCAGGAAGCAGCACUAAAGAAAAAACUGCAGCAUUUUCUUUCAGAGUUGCCCAGAUUUGGAACUGUACAGGGAUUCCAGCACUUUUCGAUGUAUUUGCGAGGUAAAGAGGAACUUUGCGUCACUGUCAGUCAUGAACCUCAGGUUUCAUCACGUAGAUGCAGUUUUAUUGGUAAUUCUGCCACAGAAUUUUCUGCUGGAGACAGCUUGACAUCAGCCCAUUUACCAUAUGAUCCGAGGGCUCUUAUGUUGUCACAGGGUACUCAGAUGGCACUGAGUGGAAUGGGAAAUCAGGGUGUUGGACUCCCACCUGCAUCACCAAGUGAUAAUGAGCAAGGAUCAAACAGUGGUUCCCACACAUUAUUUCUUGUUGCUGGUUAUGCUCGAUACUCCUGUCCUUAUGUAUGGGUGAGGUCAAAUCACACCCGCCUAAUGAAAAUGUCAGGGCUGGCAGACAAAGAUAACCCACUGCGCCUGAAGUCCACUUCUCAGUGGAAGGACACAGAUGUAUUUAUAUGGGAUGUCAUCGCUGAACUUGUUAAAUUGUGCAUGUACCCAGCACCCCGUAAUCCCUUUGCUGUUGAUAUGGACUGCUUUUUAUCCUUGACUACUCAGCAGCAAGUACUGGCUACUGCUGCAAUGAUGUCUUGUCUUGAAAGAAUUAUUGUCCACACACCUGAUGAUAAGCAAUAUUCAGAGAAAUUGCUGGAAGAUCUUCAACUUGUCUCACGUUUACACUAUACAGCUUUGCAAAUGCUUGCCAGGAAACAUCAGCUUCCUGUUUUGGAAGAGUAUCAUCAAGGGCAAAAGCAAAAGAUGCACAGUGCCCAGAGUGGACGUGGAACAUUUGCAAAAUCUGGUGGCAGGUACCCAAGCAUAGAAAAUACCACUGUCACCCCCAAUCCAGGUAUGACUGUAGAGUCAACUCGGGGCGUCUAUACACCUCAAGGUUCAGCAGAAAGAGGGUUUCCAGGUUAUGGCUUCACUCCUGCACCAAGUCUGUUUUAGAAAGGAUUUAUUCCUUGUUUGAAUUUAACUAAAAAAGCAUACAUGUAAAACACGAGCAGCUAAGAAGAAUUGUUUAAGUAAAAUUUUAAGCAAUCACUUUGUUUACAAUAUAUGAUUUAGAUGUAGAAGUUGUGCUGGCUAUGUGUGCAGCGGUAGAGAGCUUGUCACCAAGGUGGUGAGCAUUGUGGGUCAUAGGUCAGAUUCUUGUCUUCAGCUUAGGUACAUGUAUUUUCUAUGAGAUGUUACCUUUUUAUCAGGGGCUAUUUCCAGAUGCUUUGGUUUCCUCCCAGUUCCUCACCCCAUACUCAAUACUGCAGAAUCACAACAAAGUAUUAUAGUGCUUAAGUGUCACUCCAUAACAAAAGAUGUGAAAGUAUUAUAUGCUGUAUGCACACAGUCCAGAAGCAGAUGUUAGCCUGAGUGGCUCACCUUCAGUGUAUUAAAUGUCUCAUGGGAAACAACUUUUUUUCUUAAUGACUGGAUCAAACUCAUGACAUUAUGUUUGUCCACAUCCACUCCUAAUCUCCCCAUUGGCUGUAGCCUAGACAGUGACAAUGUAUCCAUGUGCAGUCUUCUUUCUGUGCAUGGUGAUGCUUGUAGGCAUGUAUCUCAAGGACAGAAAAGGGUAUUCACCCAGAUUCUGAAUGAAAAUAGCAUCUGCAAAAAAAAAAAAAAAGAAAGAGCUGUUACACGUCUACUUUUACUUCUUCUAGAGGAGAGCAUCUGUCUUUCCCAGCCCUCAGUUUGAGUAGAUUAUAUUAUACCCUACCUCCUUAAGCUUUGCUGGUUGCCAGCUCAAGCUCACAUGGAAUACAAGAUCACUACAGUGUUACUGUUGUCUUCGUGGCUUGCCUCAGCAUACCUGAUAUCAUCACCCCAGUCGGUGUCUUAGGUCUGCUUUUGUUGCUUCCUCUCUGUGCCACACCUGAGACAGAAGAAAUUUGGUAGACACUCCUUUUUUUCUUGAACCCGUCUGCCCUUUUCUGUUUCUAUGUUCAAAGCAUUUAAAUCCAGCCUCAAAACCUGUCUCAUUAAGAAAUAUCUUGCAUAAUCAAGCAUACCAUUUGAUGUGCCCUUUAAUUCUUCAUUUUCAUCCAUGUACUUAGUUCAUGUUUUGAGCCACUCACCUUUUACUGUUUUACUUUCAAUUCAUGUACCAUAUGGAAGAUCAAAGGAACUUUUUUUUAGAAUAGGAAUGUUUAUAUAAAAAUGGCCUGUUAACAUGCCAGCCUGCAAAUUGAGCAGACUGGUUUCACAACAAAAGAUAAACUAACAUGGUGACUUGAUUUAUGCAGAAUUAUUUCUUAAUUUGUGUACUUUGCUAUGGUAACUGUGCUUAUGAAGACAAUCUCUUUCUCUGAGUGCAAUUGGCAGCUGAUUAUGUGUCAUUAAAUGAUCUUGUGUUAUUAAUUGUGGAGAUUCUGUGUGAUUCACAGCAACAGUCCUACUUCGGGUAUUACUAAUGACAGCCACCACUGUGGGAUUUUUUUAUACAACACUUUUUAGGUUAGGUAUUUACUCUUUUGGCUACUUAGUAAUAUUUUUAGUAGAUAUUUUUCAACACCCUUAUUGCUGGCAGUCAGUUUCCAUAACUUGCUUCACUGGGACCAUGUUACGUGACCUAAUAUCAGAUAUUUUGUUUUGUGAUGACAUUUUCAUCAGUUUUAGUACAGGCUUGAACAUUCCCAUAAGUACAUUUAAGUUAGUAGAAUGAAGGUAUCAUGAAAUAGCCGUUUCAUCAGCCUUUCCUGUUUGAAAAGGCAUCAUUGUGUGAUUGUUACACAGAAUCAUGUGCUUUAGAGACAGAUGUCAUGCAAGUGGGUCAACUUCCUUGUGUUAAAUUUGUAUGAGCCACUAGGAAUGCAAUGUCAUCUUAAGUGUUUAAUGUGCUAUACAACACAACCAUUCCUCUUUGCCUUUUUAUUUAAUAGAGUCCUCUACAAUUUUUUCAAAUAUGUUUUUAAUCAUCAGUCUUUAAAAUAUUUUCAGUGUUGUCAUAUCUGUUAUUUUGUCACAAAAAUACAACCAGUAUUUAUUUGUCAAUCUGUCUUCAUGGCAGGUAUUCACAGUAAAGAAUUGAAGAAUUUGUUUACCCUCUGAAAAAGUAUUGUUAUAUGCAAUUUUCUUCAUGCACUUUUACAAAAAUUAAUUUUUCUUAUACUGUUUUUGUUAAAUAUGUCCAAAUUGGGUGUUUUUUGCAGUGCAGACCACAUGUCUUUCCAUCAUCAAACUUCAGUACUGUCAUUAUGUCACAACAAAGCCUUUUGGCUUUCCUGAAAUGUUUUAAUAUUGUGUCAACAUGUACUGCAUAGGCACAUCUUUGCCUUCUUCAAAGAUAAAAGACAAACCAUUUGAUGCAAGCAUUUUUAGCCAGCCUGUCACUAAAACUAUUACUAAAAUUUAAGAAUUAUUUGGGUAAAGGUUUGCACAGAAAGGGUUGUAAGAAUUUUUUUAAAUGGCAUUUUACAAGAUAUGUUUUCAGAAUUCUUUAGUCCCAAUGCAUGGAGCAUCAGCACAUCCCUUUAUAUGCCCUGCCCUGAACCUUCUCUGCUAGCGGUUUCCAUUUGUCCACAGUAUUCCUCCAUGAGCUAUAGUUAUGAAAUGAAGGUAAGUCAUAUGGAGAAUUCAAGAGUAAAGUGGUGUCCAGACCCCACAAACAUCAUGGGGUGAAGAAACAUGAGGUCCAUGAGGUCUGAACACUGCUUUGUAACUUCAGAAACAUUUUUCUUUUAGCUCCCCAUUUUGCCCUGGGAAUAACUAGCUUCAUCACUACAGCCAUGAGGUCCCCAUGCCAAGUAGGUAUUCUAUGAAUGUACAUGGUAAUUUAUAGCAAAAUUGUAAAAGUGUUUUUGAAAUACUAAUAACUUUAUUUCUAAUUUACAUGUUAUUCAAAAUAUUGGAGUAAGAGGAGCUAUGUGUGCAUAUGUGCCUCCAUUUCCAUGCAAUUGUGUAAAGAUGUAGAUGUACCCUGGGUAAAGGGGAAAGGUUCUUACUGGGAAAAAAAUUGCAUUUGUUACUGAUUACCUGGCUUUAGCUGCAAUCUUUCACCGCUUGGAUGUAGACACAAAAAUAUAUAAAUGUUUAGAAAAGCCCCAUUCCAGUUAUCACCUACAACUUAAUUCAGUGACAUAUCACAAUCUGUAAAACUUGUUGACUGAAUUAAAUAUUUAGAAAUGAUA